This is a messenger RNA of Williopsis jadinii, 249 nucleotides long. RefSeq names its product TPR-like protein. The transcript has a single exon. NCBI's taxonomy places the organism in Eukaryota, Fungi, Ascomycota, Saccharomycetes, Phaffomycetales, Wickerhamomycetaceae. The record is from RefSeq and is a predicted model, not a curated record. Gene Ontology annotation, biological process: post-translational protein targeting to endoplasmic reticulum membrane. Gene Ontology annotation, molecular function: protein binding; molecular adaptor activity. Gene Ontology annotation, cellular component: membrane; TRC complex. The annotation marks the transcript as partial.
GUUCGCAGCCAGGACCUCCGUAAUGAGGGCAAUGCUGUGUUCAAGCAGGGGAAGUUUGGUGCAGCGAUAGCCAAAUAUACAGAGGCCAUCUUGCUUGAUCCAACAAACUAUGUGCUCUAUUCCAACAGGGCUGCCUGUUACAACUAUCUCAAUGCUGCAGAUAGUGCAAUCACUGACCUGCUCAAAUCUAUUGAGCUUAAUGAAAGCUUCCAGCCUUCGUGGGCAAGGUUGGGUUAUUGUUAUCUUGCC